Messenger RNA from Macrosiphum euphorbiae (potato aphid), 1221 nucleotides. Lineage: Eukaryota; Metazoa; Arthropoda; Insecta; Hemiptera; Aphididae. The record is from the annotation of a GenBank genome assembly.
AUGUCCGGCCGUGAUCGCGAUAAAUUUCGAAAAUAUAUGAGUGGAAAUGAAAAAAGAAAAAAAAAGAUACAGAGAGAAGAGUUACAGAAAAAACUACGUGGGACUUUUGAUAAAUAUGUUUUUCGAUCAAACGAAAUUAUUGAUGAAGAAAAUGCCUUAAUUUCCAAAUUAGAUGAAAACAAUGAUCAUAAUAUAAAUGUAAAAAACAAUUCAAUUAAAAACGAAUUAAACUUUGAAUCCGAUAAUAUUGAUACAGAUAAAAUUUUUAAUGUUGAUGAAAAUACGUUUGAAAAGUGUAUGCACAAUACACAUACUGAUUUAGAGAAACAAAUUAAUAAAGACGUUAACUCCAUAUUUGACUUCAAUGACCCGGCAACGUGGCCAGAAUAUAUAAAUAAUGACUUAAAAGCUGAUAUUGUAAAACAUAGAACUAUUAAAAUAAUUAAUUACAACUUUCCGUAUAAUGAUGAUAAACCUUAUCCAAGAAGCUUCACAAAACAAUAUUAUACUCAUAAUAUGGCGAAUGGGGAAGUUGUAGACCGCCAGUGGCUUGUGUACUCUAAACUAAAAGAUCGAGUAUUCUGUUUUUGUUGCGUACUAUUUAGUCAAGGAAAAUCAGAAAGUAAUUUAGCCAAUAUCAAGGAAGGUGUAAACGAUUGGAAGCAUUUGUCACAAAAGCUUUUACAACAUGAACGUUCUAAGCCACAUAAUUUAUCUUUAAAGCAAUGGUUGGAUUUAAAAAUAGGUUUAAAGUCAUUGGCUACGAUAGAUCAACAACAUUUGGCUCAAAUUGAAAAAGAAAAAAACCAUCGGAAAGCUAUGCUUCAGCGAAUUUUAUGCAUAAUUCAGUACUUGAGUAAGCACAAUGAUGAAUUUCGUGGUAAAUCCGAUGUUUUAUUUACAAAAAAUAAUGGUAAAUUCUUAGGUUUGAUUGAAAUGUUAUCCAAAUUUGAUUCGGUGACAAUGGAACAUGUACGACGCAUUAAAAAUUCACAGACACAUACUCACUACUUGGGACACGAUAUUCAGGACGAGCUAAUCAACUUGAUGGCAAAUGAGGUUAAAAAAAAAAUCAUAAAUGAAAUUCAACAAUGUAAAUAUUAUUCUAUAAUAAUGGAUUGUACUCCAGAUACUAGCCGCCAAGAGCAAUUAUCUAUAAUGAUACGCACAGUAAAUAUGUAUGAACAUAUGAACAUGAUGAAUUUAGUGUACAUAAAAUAA